This is a messenger RNA of Clunio marinus, 666 nucleotides long. NCBI's taxonomy places the organism in Eukaryota, Metazoa, Arthropoda, Insecta, Diptera, Chironomidae. The record is from the annotation of a GenBank genome assembly.
AUGAAGAAGGCAAAUAACGGCGGCUUCUGCACCACAUUUUUGGCUACCGCGUUCCAUCGAGAGUCGUUGAGUGUCAACAAGCUCAGAAGCAGAGACGAGAAAUCUUCUGAAAAGGACUUUUAUGUCUUUAAAAUUAAAUUACAUGUCAGCUGGAAUGUAAUUGUUUAUAGUUUAUAUUGCUUCUGCCUCAGAUUUUUCUGCCCUUUUGAACAUAAAUACAUGGCUGGCUGCACUGCAUUACAUCAAGCUGGAUUUGGUGUUCGAUGGUUUAAAACUUUUUUUUAUAAUUUAUGGGUUCAUGAAUCUUGCUUUUCUAGUACUAAUCCCAAAAGUUGUAAAUUUAACGAGUUUCAUGUUUCUCAUGAACCUCCAGCAAUUUUAGCAAUCUAUGUGGGUGUGGGUGUAGCAUUUUCACAUCACCACCUUAUUUUUCACGUUGUCAGUUCAAGGACAAUCGAAUUAAGCUACCUCUUUGUUACUUUGUUGUUAAUUGAAGUAAUUUUACAUGUCAUGAGAGUGCUACGCGAGAAAGAAAAAGAGAUUUUCAGGUUCAGAAGUCUUUCAUUACCUCAACAUUCCUUUGAGUCGCAGAGUAUCUCGAACAAAAGGAAUGUUUGUAUGAAGAGCAUGCACGAAUGGGAAAAGGCAAAUCAACAUCAUUCAUGA